AUGGGAAUCCCUAACCCCCCCCAGCACCAAAUAAAUGCGCACCACAACUAUUCCAGGGGGAACGGAAGGCGAAGCAGUUACCUACGGAUGGUGGACCACCUGAAGAAUGUGAGAGGGGUAAACGGAACGGACGCUGCGCUUGGCGGUUCGUACAGCGACUUGAGCAGCGUUGUAAGCAGCAAUGAAGGCAGCAGCGAAAGCAUCGACCUCGGGAGUGAAAUCAGCAGCGACAGUGGGAGCGAGAGCACAGGGAACCUCUCAGAUGGGUCCCUCGCAGACAUCGAAAUUGGCGAGGAAGUGUUCGAGGACAGCAUAUUGACGAGCUCAAAUUACGAGAAAAUAAAAUCGCUCAAAUAUGAUAAAGUGAUAGAGGACGAUGAGGUUCCAUUCGGUUGCAAAGGCUCAGAUUUUACUGCAAACAUGACGAAAGAGGAUAUAAUCGAGAGUAUAAAAAAUUUAAGUGACCCGGUGCCAUUCAAAGAUAUGUUUAUUGUGUAUAAUUCUUUUCACGAAAAUGAAAGAAAGAAAUUUAAAAUGAUGCAAAACGUUUUAAAAAAUUUUUUGGAAAAUGUGGCCAAAAAAAAACAUCUAAGGGAGAGCUAUGUAAAGGAUGCAUGGACGCAUAUCUCUUCCUACAUGACUCAGGAAUUGUUAAGAAAAGAUUUUGUAGAUUUUAAAUCUUUAUAUGAGUUGCUGGAAAAUGGAGAGUGCAGUCUUGAUGAGUAUGUACAUUUUAUAAAAACGAAGAAGUCCUCUUGGAACUUCUUUUUAAGCGAUAUGGAGGACACAGGCAGGGACAUGAUCUACGACUAUGUGACGAGGCGCCCCUCCAAGAGGAGGGAACAGUCACUCCUUUGA
Plasmodium vivax (malaria parasite P. vivax) is the source of this 858-nucleotide messenger RNA. Its product is annotated as Phist protein (Pf-fam-b). The record is from RefSeq and is a predicted model, not a curated record. Bases 1 to 858 code for a protein of 285 amino acids. Lineage: Eukaryota; Apicomplexa; Aconoidasida; Haemosporida; Plasmodiidae. The transcript has a single exon.